Arachis stenosperma is the source of this 1779-nucleotide messenger RNA. RefSeq lists its product as uncharacterized. Gene Ontology annotation, molecular function: DNA helicase activity. The record is from RefSeq and is a predicted model, not a curated record. Bases 1 to 1779 code for a protein of 592 amino acids. Gene Ontology annotation, biological process: DNA repair; telomere maintenance. Lineage: Eukaryota; Viridiplantae; Streptophyta; Magnoliopsida; Fabales; Fabaceae. The transcript has 6 exons.
AUGGGUGUGACAGUGAAGAUCAAUAAUGUUGAUAUUGACAACAGAUUUGUUGUGCCUUAUAAUCCAUUGCUGUUAAUGAAAUAUCAAACUCACAUAAAUCUUGAGUUCUGUAACAAGUCAAAUGUGGUUAAGUAUCUUUUCAAGUAUAUCAAUAAGGGUCCGGAUCGGGUGAAUGCAACUGUUGGAGAAACAUAUCAUGUUGGUGAAUCUUCUCAGGUGGUUGAUGAGAUCAACAGUAUUACGAUUAUCGUUAUUUAUCACCGUCUAAAUCCAUAUGGAGAAUUUUUGCUUAUGAUAUUCGUCAUAGAUAGCCAUCAAUUUGCUGACGAUGUUUACGUGUUGGAUGAUGGCCAACAGGCGGUUCCCGGAUGUGCGGUCUUUAACAGAGAGGCAUUUUCCACCAUGGAAUUCUUGAUAGAUGAUAAGGAGUAUAUUUCUGCUAUUAAGGAAGUUGUGGAGGUAGCGUCCGCUACACAGCUAAGGAGGCUUUUUGUGAUGUUGUUGCUAUAUGGUUCCAUGGGAAGACCUCUACAUGAGCUGCAAUAUCCCGAUCUAAUGAUGAAUCAAGACGAGUUGCAAAUAUUUUUUUUGUUGGAGAUUGAGAAACUAUUACAGAGUAAUGGAAAAUCAUUGAGAAAUUAUGUUGGCAUGCUAGUUCCUAAUGACUCUUUAGUCUCUCAAUUUAGCAAUUUGAUGUUGUUGCGUGAGUUGCAGUAUGAUACUGUUUCUUUGACUCGUGAGCAUGAUGCAAAUAUCUUAAAGUUAAAUGAACAACAGAGGACGGUCUACGAUAGAAUUAUUGAUUGUGUUUCGAAUAAGAGAUUAAGAGGCAUAGAUUCUUUUUUGUGUACGGGUUUGGUGGCACUGGAAAAACUUUUUUUGUACAAAGUUUUGUCGGCUAGAUUGCGACAUGAGAAAAUGAUUGUUAUAAACGUUGCUUCUAGUGGUAUUGCUUCUCUGUUGUUACCUAGUAGUAAGAUGGCGCAUUCUAUGUUCAAUAUUCCUGUUGAGCUGACUGAAGAUACUGUUUGUUGGAUUGAGAAAGAUAGUGCAAAAGCUGAGGUAGUCCGAUUGGCCGAUUUGAUUAUUUGGGAUGAGGUACCGAUGACUAACAAAUUAGCAUUUGAAAUGCUCGAUAGGACGUUACGUGAUAUAAUGGUUUCGGUCUCUGAUAAGAAUAAAGAUUUACCUUUUGGUGGGAAGGUGGUCGUUCUCGGUGGUGAUUUCAGGCAGGUCUUGCCAAUUAUUCCAAAAGGUUCCCGUGCUGAGAUUGUGAUGGCUUCGAUUAAUUCUUCUGUCCUCUGGAAAUACUGCGAAGUUUUGCAUUUGACAAAAAAUAUGAGGUUAACAAUCGGAUUGGAACAAUCAACUGCUCAGGAGUUAAAGUCGUUUUCAGAUUGGAUACUUCAAAUCGGUGAAGGUCGAUAUGGAACAGUAGUCAAUGAUAAACUUUUUGUUGAUAUUUCUUCUGAUCUAAUCAUUCCUGUCUUGGAAAAUCCAGUGGAAGAUAUUGUAAAUACAAUCUAUCCAAAUUUGGUUCAGAAUUUUUCUGAUCCAAGUUUUUUCCAGGAUAGGGCAAUUCUGGCUCCGACUGUCAAUAAUGUUAAAGAGAUAAACAAUUAUAUAGUUGACUUGUUUCCUGGUGAGGAGAAAAAUUAUCUCAGUGCUGAUUCGAUAUGUGGUAGUGAUGUCUAUUCUGAUGUUGAUGUUGAUUGGAUAAAUGUUGAAUUCUUGAAUCAGAUUAGGUGUUCUGGUCUACCUAAUCAUUCGUUGAAGUAG